AUGUUUAAUAGGUCAUUGUCAAUAGUUGGUCUACUGGUCAACAAGUCAAUGCUAAAGACAUUGACUCAAGAGUUCAAAGGUUACCUAUUCAUAAGAGAUAGGAUCAAACAUAUAAUAGACACCAACGAAUCAACAGAUAAGAAACUAGUACUACUAAGUGAGACACUUGCCAAUCAGUCACAACUACCAGAGAAGUUACAAACAUUCUUAAAGACUAAUAAGAUAGAGGUUGUUGAUCAUAAGGUUGACUUGAAUUAUAACAACUUCACUUAUGAGGAGGUGAUGAGGAGUGUGUUGCCAGAGAACUUGCCAAUACCUCAUGCAUUUGAACGCAUUGGUCAUAUAGCUCAUUUGAAUCUAAAGGCUGAACUGCUACCAUACAAGUCGGUAAUAGGUCAGAUCAUAUUGGAUAAGAAGCGCCCGCAGAUUAGGACCGUGUUGAACAAGGUGGGCAAGAUCGACACUGUGUUCCGCACAUUCAACUACGAGUUGCUGGCCGGCGAGAACGACCUCGAGGCUGAGAUCAAGGAGAAUGAUUGUCUAUUCCGAUUCAACUUUGCCGAGGUCUACUGGAACAGUCGUCUGCAGUACGAGCACACCAACCUAAUCAAGAAGUUCCGUCAGAGCGACGUCAUAAUGGACAUGUUUGCGGGCGUUGGCCCAUUCGCCGUGCCCGCCGCCAAGCUGAGCAAAUGCACAGUGUAUGCCAACGACCUCAACCCAAGCUCCGUCAAGUAUAUGCGCGAGAACGCUGCGAGAAACAAGGCGACGACAUUGGUCGAGAUUGCCAACAUGGAUGCUCGCGACUUUGUUCGCGACCUUGUCAGUCGCAACCCACCUAUCCCAUUCAACAACGUCAUCAUGAACCUGCCAUCGACAUCGAUCGAGUUCCUCGACGUCUUUAGGGAUGUGUUCCUCAAGCCAAACCAACCAGCGCCAAUCCCGCCACCAACCAUUCAUUGCUACUGCUUCAUCUCGGACAAGGACGACCUGGUUGCGGCCACUAAGCGUGCCGUCGAGGCCGUCAUCCAGCAUCCACUCCCUGCAGACACCGAGUGUAUCGAGGUCAGGGACGUGUCACCAAACAAGCGCAUGAUGAGGAUAUCAUUCAAAAUGCCAACCAUCUCUCCUGUAGUUGCAACAGAUGCUACAGCUGUUGCUCAAUCGGCGAUCGAUCAAUCAAACACAUUGAAGCGAAAGGAAUCUGUUUUAGAGGAGGACUCAUCAUCAGCGACUUCAUCAUCUUCAACUUCAACUUCAACAACAUCGACCACAUCAUCAGAGGUUGAUGAUAACAGCGUUCACAAGAAGACAAAGACUCAG
This is a messenger RNA of Acytostelium subglobosum LB1, 1323 nucleotides long. RefSeq lists its product as hypothetical. The record is from RefSeq and is a predicted model, not a curated record. Gene Ontology annotation, cellular component: mitochondrial matrix; cytoplasm. The transcript is spliced from 2 exons. Lineage: Eukaryota; Evosea; Eumycetozoa; Acytosteliales; Acytosteliaceae. The annotation marks the transcript as partial. Gene Ontology annotation, biological process: tRNA N1-guanine methylation; mitochondrial tRNA methylation.